CCAAGUCCCAACCCCUCCCCAUUCCAAUCACCGGACCACACUCCCCAGGGAAGUCCGUCCCCAUGACGACUCACGGCGGCGGAGACGCCGACAAGCAGAUGGUGCCCGUGGCCACCACCGCCAACGCCAACGGCAGCGGCACGACGGCGCUUGCGGUGCGCAAGGCCCCCUCCAAGGACCGCCACAGCAAGGUGGACGGCCGCGGGCGCCGCAUCAGGAUGCCCAUCAUCUGCGCGGCGCGCGUCUUCCAGCUCACCCGCGAGCUCGGCCACAAGUCCGACGGCCAGACCAUCGAGUGGCUGCUCCGACAGGCCGAGCCCUCCAUCGUCGCCGCCACGGGUUCCGGCACCGUCCCGGCCUCCUUCUCCACCUCCUCACCCUCCUCCUCCUCCUCCUCCUUCAUCCCCGGCAAGCGGGCCCGCGGGGCCGCCGACGACGAGCAGGUCAACGUCGCGUCCAUGGGCCCCACCCCAGGUUUCUGGGCGGCGCUGCCGGCCAGGGACUUGGGCCAGCUGUGGAGCUUCGCGCCGCAGCAGGAGUUGAUGGUGUCGGGCGAGGCGUCCGCGGCCCGGGUCGGCAACUACCUCCCCAUCCCCAUGGCGCAGGCCAACCUCAACCUGCUCGCCUCCUUCUCCGGCGGACCCGCCGGGGCAGCCACGCCUGGGCGGGUUCAGGCCGAGGAGGAGACCACCGCACACUGAAUUCAUCCGCAGACUGGCUGUGUAGGGUUUUGUUUUAGCGCUAGGGUUUCCAAUUCUUCGUCGUCGGUACUCGGGAACGCUGCUGCUGCUGCUGCUGCUCGUCUGUGUGUCGGUCAACUGUCAGUUCAGGGUACAGGGUGUGACAAGGGAAUGGAUUUGCUUGCCCCUCUUGUAAGUCGUUUCGCCUCUUCAUCUGCUUCUUAGGUCUCUUGUUCAGAUUUUUCCUCCUUUUGGCUUUAGCUGGAUUGAAUUAGGGAUUGCUUUGGGUUCAAUAAGGAAGUGAUUGUUUUUGUAGCUCCUGUAAGGCUGUAUGUAGUACAUCUAUGGAAUUUUUUCAUGUCAGUUU
Lolium perenne is the source of this 1047-nucleotide messenger RNA. RefSeq names its product transcription factor TCP21. Gene Ontology annotation, cellular component: nucleus. Lineage: Eukaryota; Viridiplantae; Streptophyta; Magnoliopsida; Poales; Poaceae. The record is from RefSeq and is a predicted model, not a curated record. Gene Ontology annotation, molecular function: DNA-binding transcription factor activity; sequence-specific DNA binding.